UCCGCGUCUGCAAAAGGGGCCCCGGGACUCCUGGCUGGGCCAGUCCGGCGCCGGGUGGUGGAGUCCCCGCGCUGGUCCUCGCGCGCGGGUCCCGGAGGAGGAGGAGCAGGGAACACCCUUCUCCCCUGAGUUGCGAACAACUUUUCCGGCUCGGAUCGCGACGGUGGCUCGGACACGGUGGCCGCCGCAGGUUGCUGAGCCCCGGGCCCCGCUGCCCGCACCUCGGCCGCGCGCCGCUCGCGUGGGGCGCACCCUGGGGGUCCCCGACCUCGGCUCGGCGGGCGACAUGCCACUGGGACACAUCAUGAGGCUGGACCUGGAGAAGAUCGCCCUGGAGUACAUCGUGCCCUGCCUGCACGAGGUGGGCUUCUGCUACCUGGACAACUUCCUGGGCGAGGUGGUGGGCGACUGCGUCCUGGAGCGGGUCAAGCGGCUGCACCACGACGGGGCCCUGCGCGAUGGCCAGCUGGCCGGGCCGCGCUCCGGCGUCUCCAAGCGGCACCUGCGGGGCGACCAGAUCACGUGGAUCGGGGGCAACGAGGAGGGCUGCGAGGCCAUCCACUUCCUCCUGUCCCUCAUCGACAGGCUGGUCCUGUACUGCGGGAGCCGGCUGGGCAAAUACUAUGUCAAGGAGAGGUCCAAGGCAAUGGUGGCUUGCUAUCCUGGAAAUGGAACAGGCUAUGUGCGCCACGUAGACAACCCCAAUGGUGACGGCCGCUGCAUCACUUGCAUCUACUACCUGAAUAAGAACUGGGAUGCCAAGAUACAUGGAGGGAUCCUACGGAUAUUUCCAGAAGGGAAGUCAUUCAUAGCAGAUGUGGAACCCAUUUUUGACAGACUACUGUUCUUCUGGUCAGAUCGCAGGAACCCACAUGAAGUCCAGCCUUCCUAUGCAACCAGAUAUGCUAUGACUGUUUGGUACUUCGAUGCUGAAGAAAGAGCAGAAGCUAAAAAGAAAUUUAGGAAUUUAACUAGGAAAACUGAAUCUGCCCUUUCUGAAGAUUGACUGUGAUCUGAAAUCCGCUGGUCUCUUUCAUCGUAGUGAUGGUUCCUGAAUUCUAAGAGUUGAGAUCCAAAGAUGGCCGCUAAAGUGACCAUAAAGUCCCCCCUACUGCUUCCAUCGUUCACAUCCCUGUCAUAUGUGUGGUACUUCGUGUUUUCUUGCCAGGACUGCAACGACUUUCAGACACUCUCUUUGCUGGAUGAACUCAUUUGCUAACUCAAGAAAUGCCAGCAGACAUCCUUGUUGGCCAGCGGUUUAACGAUAGAUUUGGGAAUACUGGCUCUCAGAACAAGGGCCUAGGGGCCCAGGAGUGACUUUUACUUGCACUUUAUGCAUACUUCCUGAUUUGAAAGGAGGAGGUUUGCAAAGAAAAAAGUUGGUGACAGAUGCCACAGAGAGGCAUCAUUGAAGCCUUAACAGCAAGAAACAGACAUUUGUCAUCUGAACAAUUUCCAGAUGUUGUUAAAGCAGGGCUGUUGGGGUUUCUGGAGAAUUACUACGACCUAAUGACAUUAUUACCUCUAGCAAGAGCUGCUGUCAUAUAAAUGUCCCAUGGGGCUGGACACUCCUUUUUCUGGUCCUCCAACCUGAACUUUCUUUCAUUGCCCCAUUUUGCUAAAUUAAUGACUUUAGGAUUGAAAAUGACAACACUGGUGAUUUCUCUUUUCACUUCUUUCUUGCAGAAAAUAAUUACACAGAGGCUAAAAGUAGACAUUUGUGGUUUUGAUUGUUUUGCUGGACUGAGAAUUUGAAUUUAAAUCAAAGGACAAAAAUCUACCUGGUAAUUUGGUGUUGGCCUCUGGUAAUAGUGUGCAAAGAGCCGGCCCAAAGUUAGGCACACAUAUGCAUGGUGAUCUAUUGAAGGGGAAGGUGGAGCUGGAAAUGUGGGUGGUCCCCUUCUUAUCAGUGUUUCUUUUUAAUGAGUUCAUCCUUCUCUAAUAAAAGAAAAGGGUGCUGUACUUUCAAAAGGAAAUAUAAAUAAAAAUAUCUCAAAGCUAUUUGAGUUUUUCCACAGUGUCUGUCCCUUCCAGCCUUUCUUCAGUCAUUUGACCCUUGAGAGCAACUGGUUGGUAAUGUGGCCAGAAUCUUGGAAUUCACUAGACCUCUGGAAGGCUCUACUGCUACAGGAAGCAGAUGUUCCUGCCUCAAGAACUCUGUUGAGUACCUGUUGUAUAAAAGGAACCCUUCCUAGUUCCCAAGUCUACUUUCAGAACUUAAAAUCCUUUUAAUUUCUUGCUAAAAUAUCACAAAUGUAAUAGAGACAUAAGUGUUUUCUUUUAUUACGUACAGACUUGCACACUUUUCCAAGAAAGGCCUUUAUUCUUCCCAUUUCUGGAUUUUGGAAAAUUUCAUUCUCACAACUGCUCUAUUUUAUCAUAGUACUUCUCACCUUCUAAUGUACCAUGCAAUUUCCUUAUUUAUAAUGUUUACUGUCUCGUUUCCUCCAUCUAGAGUGUAAGCACAACAGGGACAGGAGUUUGUAUGUUUUCAAUCAAUGCAAUAUAUUCUCAGCCCCUAAACCAGUGCCUGGCAAAUAGUAAGGACUUAGUAAACACUUGUUGAAUAAACUCAGUCUCCUCUGUA
Jaculus jaculus (lesser Egyptian jerboa) is the source of this 2587-nucleotide messenger RNA. It is a transcript of the gene Egln3, whose product is annotated as egl-9 family hypoxia inducible factor 3. Gene Ontology annotation, cellular component: cytoplasm; nucleus. The transcript is spliced from 5 exons. NCBI's taxonomy places the organism in Eukaryota, Metazoa, Chordata, Mammalia, Rodentia, Dipodidae. Gene Ontology annotation, molecular function: ferrous iron binding; L-ascorbic acid binding; peptidyl-proline 4-dioxygenase activity. The record is from RefSeq and is a predicted model, not a curated record. Gene Ontology annotation, biological process: peptidyl-proline hydroxylation to 4-hydroxy-L-proline; cellular response to hypoxia. The coding region runs from base 287 to 1006 and encodes 239 amino acids.